AUGACUGGUGCAACAGUUGCAUUGUUGACUACUUGGAAAUGUAAAUUAGAGCAUUUGCAGAAAAAAAACGGUAUGGUUGAUGAGCCUACAAUGCACCAAAACCAUGCUGAUGCUAUUGAUGCAAGAAUUCAAUGGAGUGACUUAGAAAAUUUAUUUCUUGAAGAUGCAAAAGUGAUGUUGAUUGAUCGUUUAGAGAAUGAAUUAAGCAAAAAAAGCGCUAUUAAACUUAAUACAAUUUUGGCUUGUAAUUUUCAAAUUGUUAAACAAGAAGGAAUAGAAAUUAAGACAAAAUAUUUUAGUGAUGGAUGUAUGGAAAUAUUGCAAUCAUCAAAUCUUGAUGAUAUUUUAUCAAAUAACUUUGAGAUACUUAAAGCUGAUUUGGAAGAGAAAGAAAUGCGUGGUUCAGGUUGGACCUUGCAUGAAAUUCUACAUUUGGAAAUAAAUAUAAACGACUAUGUACCUUUACGUGGUGGUUCGUCAACUUUUAUUGAAAUGCCUGAUUGGAUUAUAAAAAUAAAAUCAGUUGUAAACGUUAUAAACUAUAAAGAUAAUUAUUGCUUUAUUUGGAGUGUGUUAGCUGCCAUGCACAAGGUUCCACAUCCAAACAGAGUAAGCUCAUAUGAAAGAUACAAGAAUGAUUUAAAUCUAGCUGGAAUAACUUUUCCAAUGAGUUGGUGCAAAAUCAAACAAUUUGAAAAAAAUAACAAUUUGAGAAUAAAUGUAUAUGGCAUUGAUAACACUGAUGAUUUAGAUGAUGAAUCCAAUGAUAAAGAAGGUGAUAGCGUUGAUGAUUCAAAUGGUACAAAUAAGAAAAAAAAAAAGAGACGUCUAGAAAGGAUUGUUCCAUAUUAUUUGAGUAAUAAUGAUGCAUCAAAUCAUCCAACAAUUUAUCUUUUAAUUAUUGAAAAGCCUGAGAAAAAUGUUGAUGGAUUCCAAGAUGAAACAAUGCAACCUAAAUUAUCAACCAUAAUAGCUGUGGUAUUUCAUGGUCUCCGUAAUUAUGAUAGCCAUUUUCUAAUUGAAGCAUUAAAAAAACAAUUUCCAGGUGAUAUUGAUCUUUUGGCUUUAAAUAAGGAAAGUUACAUACGCUUCACUGAACGUGUUAAAGGUACUAGAAUUAAAUUACGUUUUAUAGACUCUUAUAAAUUCAUGGCUAGCUCAAUAAGUACACUCGCUAAUGAAUUAGAUGAUAAUGAUAAAAAACAAUUGCCGUCAAAACUUGAUUUUUAUUCUCAACUUAAUGAAGAGCAUGUGAGUGAUGAUGAUUAUGCUCAUGCUUGCAAUGUAUGGAGAGUAUUUAAAUUAAAAAAUCUUGGAGAAUACUCAGAUUUAUAUCUCCGUACAGAUGUUCUUCUUUUAGCUGAUAUAUUUGAAAAUUUUAAAUAUUUUCGUUUCAAAACCUAUGAUUUAUAUCCAGCUCAUUAUUACACACUCCCGGGGUUGAGUUUUAACGCGAUGCUAAAAUAUACAGAGAUUGAGUUGGAAUUAUUAUUAGAUGCUGAUAAAUUAUUGUUUAUUGAGGGAGGUAUUAGAGGUGGCUUAUCACAAUGCUCACAUCGUGAUGUCAUUGCAAAUAAUAAGUAUAUGAAAGAAUACAAUUCAAAUAUUAGAGAUUCAUAUUUAAUGUACUAUGAUGUUAACAAUUUAUAUGGUUAUGCAAUGGCUUCUACACUACCAGUAGGUAAUUUUCAGUGGGUUGAGAACUUUGAUAUAAAUUCAUUACAAUCUAUUGUGGAUGAUGCUGAGUGGGGUUAUAUUUUGGAAAUAGAUCUAGACUAUCCAGUAGAGCUUCAUGAUGAAAAUAGGGAACCUUUGGCACCAGAACGACAAAUACCUCCUUUAUCUACAAGUAAAUGCCCAAAAUUAUUAGCAACUCUUUAUCCUAAAGAAAAGUAUGUAAUUCAUUAUAGAAAUUUAAAACAAUACGUAUCUCUGGGGAUGAAAAUUAAAAAAGUAUAUAGAGUUUUAAAAUUCAAACAACGAGCUUGGUUGAAACCAUAUAUUGACUUAAAUACUGAAUUACGUACCAAGGCAACAUCACUCUUUGCUAAAAAUCUAUUUAAAUCAUUAAUUAAUAUUUGUUUUGGUAAAAUGUUAGAGUCAACACGUUCACAGAGAAUAAUUAAAUUAGUAUCAAGAUAUGGCGGUCGAGGUGGAGCAAGAGCUUUGAUAUCAAAACCUAAUUUUCACAGCUCUUUAAUUAUUGAUGAUUCAGUUAUUGUUGAAAUAAAACGAUUGAAUAAUGUUAAUUUUGUAUAUAUGGAUACUAAUAGUGCAAUUUUAGAGAUUUUUACACCAGAUAUCUAUGAGUUUAUUCGUAGAGAAUGUAAUAAUUUUGAUACAUCUGAUUACCCUCUAAAUAAUCGAUAUAACAUUCCUCAAAAAAAUAAAAAAGUACCAGGUAUUAUGAAGGAUGAAUGCAAUGGGAAAAUUAUGAAGGAAUUUGUUGGGUUAUGUUCGAAAGAAUAUUCAUUUCUAGUUGAAGAUGAGACUUGUAUCAAUAAUGUAAAACUUCAUAAAAAAGCUAAAGGAGUAAAAAAAUCAUCAAUGAAAACGAUGACUUUCGAAGACUAUAAAAAUUGUGUUGAAAAUCAUGUUCAAAUAUCUAGAAAACAAAAUUUAAUUCGCUCUGAAAGACAUCAAGUUUAUACAAUUACCACAGAAAAAAUAGCUUUAAGUUGGAAUGAUGAUAAGAGAGUACUUAUUGAUGGUAAAAAUUAUACUCUGCCUUGGGGUUAUUUUUUAUGCAAAAGAACUUAG
Aphidius gifuensis is the source of this 2760-nucleotide messenger RNA. RefSeq lists its product as uncharacterized. The coding region runs from base 1 to 2760 and encodes 919 amino acids. The transcript has 5 exons. Gene Ontology annotation, molecular function: nucleic acid binding. The record is from RefSeq and is a predicted model, not a curated record. NCBI's taxonomy places the organism in Eukaryota, Metazoa, Arthropoda, Insecta, Hymenoptera, Braconidae.